AUGGUGGAUGAAAGACGCAAGCGUGCUCGCGAUGAAGAUUCCGACGAGGAGGAUCCCUUGAGCAAGAACGACCCCGACAGAGACUUCGCCGAGGACCUUGAGCCCAAACGCCCGCGUUCAACUCGUCGCUGUGCGCAGAACAGGAAGCCCAUAACGGAGGAGCCCACAGACUCCGAGGCAGAGGAGCCCGAAGAGGAAGUGGCGGAGGCCGAAGACGAGGAAGAAGAGGAUGCGGAGGAGGAGUACAACUCCGAGGACUUCCAGGAGGAGGAAGAGGAGGCUGGCGAUGAGGAACCUUUGGCUGUGGAUUGA
Messenger RNA from Babesia bigemina, 312 nucleotides. RefSeq lists its product as hypothetical. The transcript has 4 exons. NCBI's taxonomy places the organism in Eukaryota, Apicomplexa, Aconoidasida, Piroplasmida, Babesiidae. The record is from RefSeq and is a predicted model, not a curated record. Bases 1 to 312 code for a protein of 103 amino acids.